AUGCACGCUUUGUGGUGCUGCGGUCCUCGAAGAAGUCAUGGCUCUGCCGCUGGCAGCAAGAUUAGCUUCACAUCCAUCUUCAGAACUUCAAGUAAUCCAGCUGUGGAUACCAGCAAAUCGCAUCGACUUAAAACCAAGCCCAAAGGCGAACCUCCAAGUGAGCAAGUAUCUCCUUUUGAAGGGCCUGUGGAACUGUGUCAACUUGCUGCUGGUAGCCUAGAGCAAGGUGAUCCUGAGAGCGUUCAUCCGGGCACGCGAACAAGUACAUUCGACGGCGUCAAAGCGAAGAUAAUCAAGCACCUCUCGCAAGAAGGCGGACCAAGGCGACAUUCUCGAGUAUCCAUUGGGCACAGUGAUGAGGAGUUGGCAAGACGUGCGGAAGUGAGGCGUCUGCAACAAAAGCAGAUUCAGGAUGAGCUUAACAAGGACGACAAUGACGGUCACAGCAACAGAUCACAUCACAGCGCCAGAUAUCUUUCUACACUGAUUGAUCUCGGGAGUCCUUGCAGCGGUCCCAGGGAUACGCUGGAGUUUACAUUCGACGACUGUGUUUUGGUGGCCAAUCCAUCGUCCUCAGACUUCUCAUCAACACAAUCCACGCCACCUCAUUGCGAAACCAACCACCAAGUCAAGCCGAAUGACGACACAUGUGAGAAUCAGGACCGUAAUCUCGACUCCCCGCUCGAAACUCAGUCUAAUGCAGAGGAGGUCCUUUGUCAAUCUCGCCCAAUUCGGGGUCCGCUACCUGAGAGGAGAUGCGUUUCCAUGGUUUCAAUAUCCCCUCGGCCAUCAAGCUGUCAGCCAGGAACACCUCGUCUGGAUAGAAUAAUUGGACUGGACAACGAAUUUAACAUACGGCAUGGGUCUCACGCGUGGGAUGACCAAUCUGCGUUGGGCAUAUGGCUCAUCGCCCAAGGCAUGAAGCCGACAGACAGCUCCGUCCUCCAAAAUGAUAAUCAUAUCAAGGACAAAGACCCUUCACCUUAUAUCACCCGUGUGCCAACUGAAGAUCUGGGUGGCGUCGAUAGCAUCUUAGAGUCAUCAUCCUCUAUACUUGACCGACUUGCUGCCGCCGAAGCUGCUCUCGUACCCCAUGCUGCGGGGAAAUAUGAAGAUUCCAUCCAUACGGCGUCUGUUACUUCAGAACAGAGAAAGUAUGAUGUAUACUCGGCACCAGGUGGUGCAAUAAAGCCUGGGGGUCAACGUGAAGAUACCAAACAACGAGCCAACAAUGGGUCUUCAAACUAUCCAUCGGAACUGCCAAGCUUGGGUCCCAGUCCAUCAGGGUCGGAAUCGCAUAGCUACGUGCUCAGCCAGAGAGACUUAGAUAACCUUGAGCUUUCACCUGUUCACUGGUGUGGAAACCUGUCUGCCUGGGAAGACCUUGGACAGUCUGAGGGUCAAAGUUCUUAUGAAACCGCGGACGAGCAGCCUUCUUCGGAAUUACCCGGAGUCAAAAAUAUGCUGGAUAAUCAGGAAACUUAUGUACCCGACCUGCAGCAGUCUGUGAAUGAUAGGACAUAUUGCAGGAAGAGCAACUCGCAGGUGUUGCUGCCCGGAUUGGACCAAGCCAAUACCACAUCUCAAUCUUGCAACAAGUUCUAUAAGCAUGCGACAUCUACUACAAGUCGAGUAUGCUUUAAAGAAAAACUACAGCAUUCGCUAUACCAAAUUUCAAACCUGGGCUCUAGUAGCAGUAAAAUCUCGCUCAAGUUAGCCGGCAUCGCAAAGGCAGGCAAAGUUAAACACGGUGGCCAUUCCAGGAGCAAGAGCAGAUGUAACGUUAUCAACCGAACAUUUUGCGAUAUUGCCGAAGCCAGAAGUGCGAAGGACCGGUCCACACAGCCGACGAGCCAUCAACACAGACCGCGAACUGAAUGA
This is a messenger RNA of Pochonia chlamydosporia 170, 1881 nucleotides long. Its product is annotated as glutathione-dependent formaldehyde-activating enzyme. The record is from RefSeq and is a predicted model, not a curated record. The coding region runs from base 1 to 1881 and encodes 626 amino acids. The transcript has 2 exons. NCBI's taxonomy places the organism in Eukaryota, Fungi, Ascomycota, Sordariomycetes, Hypocreales, Clavicipitaceae.